CACACCAUACAUGCUUGCAAACAAAGCUUGUGCUGUGUAAGAAGAGCAGCGCAGAGAUCCAGCUCACGGAGUCAGGACUACUAGCCAAGAUCACUACUCCCAAGCAGUUCCAAGACCCCCAAGUGCUUCCAAAUUCCAGGCUCCCCUUGCGGCGCUGCGGCGUGCAUCUCUGAGGGAGCAAGCGAGCCUGCCACUUCACAUCUUCCUCCAGGCGGCAAGGAUGUCGGUGGCGGUGUGCCGUGGCCCGGCUGUGCCGACGUUCGAGGCGCCCAGAUGGCUGCGCCCUGUUGAGCCGUACAAGCAGCCGGAGGUCGUCGUCGACGACCGGCCCAAGCAGGCGGACAUAUGGAACGCCAUCCAGGCCGACGUCCACAAGGCGGCCGCCGGCGCCAAGAAGGCGCCCAAGCCGUACGUGCACCCGCUCGUGCGCCGAUCGUCGAGCCUGAUGAGCCAGAAGAGCCUCGAGGUCUGCACCGAGAGCCUCGGCAACGAGACCGGCUCCGGCGACUUCACGUCGUCCCUGGACAUGGCCUGCCUAUUCGACUCGGCGCUGCCGGUAGCGGCUGCCCCGGCGGAGGAGUCCUUCUGGCAGCACGACGCGGCCCGCGACUGCGAGGAGGAGCAGUGGGAUGGGAAGGACCUCGCGGUGGUGAACUACCACUGCUCGGCCGGGACGCGGCCGCCGCGCCGCGCGUUCCCGCCGCCGCUGCCAUCCAUGUCGCGCCGCGACGGCCCGUGCCUGCAGAUGCGCCCGCGCCGCCAGGACGGGCGCCUAGUGGUCGAGGCCGUGGUGGUGAGGCCGCGUGGGUACCUCCACGCGAGGCGCCAGGGCGGCCGCCUCCGCCUCUCCUUCGUCGAGUGCUGCGCUCGCGACCAGAGCGAGGCGAGCAAGAUCACCGCGGGGGCGGCAGAGGGGCCGUACUUCCCGACCGUGGAGCCCAGGAGCGUGCAAGAGGCAGAGUCGGAGGUGGAGAUGGAAGAGGACGACGAGGUUGACGAGGAGGAGGUGGAGGUGGUGGACAGGGGCACCGUCGUGGAGGUCAAGGUGAGCUCGCAGCCGCAGACGGCCGCCGCCGCCAAGGUGCACCGCUCGACGCUCGUGAUCAACAAGUUCGUCGGCAGCACGCCGCUGUCCGCGGACCAACCCCGUUGCCACGCCGACAAGACAGCAGAGCCCGAGGCGGAAGCCAGCGACGACGAGGCGGAGGCGCAGUCACCACACUCUACACUGCGCCGGGUGCCGUCGUCCACGACGACGCUGGCGGCCGCGGUCGCCGCGGCCUCGACGGGGACCGACAUCCCGCCGGCUUCUGAGGACGACGACGAGUGCGGCGGCGUGCACCUCUCCGCCUCCGCAGCCGCCGCCGAGCCCAAGCAGCUCCUGCUGUUCACGUCGCGGCGGGGGGACAAGCAGGACCUGCUGCAGAGCGUGCGGCGGUGCCGGCAGCUGCGGCAGAAGCCGCUCUUCAUCCUGGAGCCCUACUGCAUUGCCAGCUCCUGAACAACAAAGCCGUCGAUCAUCCACAGCCACGCGACACACCGCUGCGAUCGCGACAGUCCGGUCGGUCGCGUCGCCAUUGCCAGCCCUAAUUAAAUUAAUCACUAGCAAAUCAAGCACCGUCCUGAUUGGCCCCCAUUAUAAUAACCUCGUCAAUACGUCGCCGUCACAGUGGCUACUGCAUGCUGGGCAUUAUCAUUAUUUUUUUGCGACGCAUCCUUCCCAUGUGUUGCUUGGUGUUCUUCCUUUUUGGACUGCUCGUGCAUCGACCAGUCGCCAUUUGGUCCCUUGCAGUAGUGGCCUCUCGUGCGUGCUGUAAUUGUUGCUGCUCUAGUAGCUUGCUGUCUCCUUGUAUCGUUUGCGGUGUGAUUCGAGUAAGUAAUUUGCCAAUGGAUUAACUGAUUUGUUGUAA
Messenger RNA from Panicum hallii, 1910 nucleotides. Its product is annotated as protein FAF-like, chloroplastic. The record is from RefSeq and is a predicted model, not a curated record. The coding region runs from base 221 to 1501 and encodes 426 amino acids. The transcript has 2 exons. Lineage: Eukaryota; Viridiplantae; Streptophyta; Magnoliopsida; Poales; Poaceae.